Molecule: messenger RNA, 411 nt
Organism: Rotaria sp. Silwood1
Lineage: Eukaryota; Metazoa; Rotifera; Eurotatoria; Philodinida; Philodinidae
Source: the annotation of a GenBank genome assembly
AUGUAUAAACUUUCUCUUUUAACAUUUAAAGAUGUCCUAUUAAUAAAUAGUUCUAAUAUAAAAUGUUACAGUUGUAAUGAAGAAACAUGUCCAAAACCAUGGAACCCAAGUACUGUUCAACAAGUAACAUCGAUAAGUGGUUGGUGCCUUACAUAUAGUAAAGAUAAUCAAACUAGUGAGUCUAUAUAUGCUCGAAAUUGGGCACAGAAUGAUGAUUGUAAAGAAAAUAAAUGUGAAUGGCGUACAAAUAAUAUUAAUGUUGCAUAUUAUUCAUGUUGCUGUAAUACUAAUCUUUGUAAUGGAGAACCUAAGGAAAUAACAACAACACCUACAAAUGGACAGAUGAAAUUCGUCAAUAAUACUUAUUUUAUUUUCAUAAUUGUUUUGAUAUUCUUCAUUAUAAUGAUAUAG